Saccostrea echinata is the source of this 2331-nucleotide messenger RNA. Its product is annotated as ras-related protein Rab-1A. Gene Ontology annotation, molecular function: GTP binding; GTPase activity. NCBI's taxonomy places the organism in Eukaryota, Metazoa, Mollusca, Bivalvia, Ostreida, Ostreidae. The coding region runs from base 136 to 753 and encodes 205 amino acids. The transcript has 7 exons. The record is from RefSeq and is a predicted model, not a curated record.
UGUGCAUGCGCAAUCACGAAGAAGGAAGCCAUAUUGAACGAAGGUGUACGACGAAGUAACAGUGACAUAUACAUUUACAAUACAGCUAUUCUGAGGAAGAAGUGUGAAAGAAAUAGCUAGAUUCCUUAACAUAUUAUGUCCACAAUGAACCCCGAAUAUGAUUAUUUAUUUAAAUUAUUGUUGAUUGGUGACUCUGGUGUGGGGAAGUCUUGUCUGCUCUUACGAUUUGCAGAUGAUACAUACACAGAGAGUUAUAUAAGUACUAUAGGAGUAGAUUUUAAAAUUCGAACAAUUGAAUUAGAUGGGAAGACAAUAAAGUUACAAAUAUGGGACACUGCCGGACAGGAACGAUUCAGAACAAUAACAUCCAGUUACUACAGAGGUGCUCAUGGUAUAAUCGUGGUCUACGAUGUCACUGACCAGGAGUCAUUUAGCAAUGUGAAGCAGUGGUUACAAGAAAUUGACAGAUAUGCCAGUGAAAAUGUCAAUAAAUUACUUGUGGGCAAUAAAUCAGACAUGGAGACCAAAAAAGUGGUAGAUUACACAACAGCAAAGGAAUAUGCUGAUCAGCUUGGAAUUCCAUUCCUGGAGACAAGUGCAAAGAAUGCUACAAAUGUGGAACAAGCAUUUAUGACGAUGGCUGCAGAAAUCAAGAACAGGAUGGGACCUGUCAUUUCAGCCUCACAGGACAACAAACCCAGUGUAAAAAUUAACGCUAGCAACCCUGUCAAGCCUUCAGGAGGGUGUUGUUAAUUGUAGUCAUUGUAUAAGACACACAAUUUAUAUUUGGGGGUAAAACUCUUGUGUAUCAGACAGUCCAUUCAAAAGCGACGGAGUCUUGUUAUACCAAAAUAUAGGAAAUAUCAGAAUUAGAGACUCUAAAGUCAAGAAUUUUAAGUUCUGUCUUCUGGCAGGAUAUGAUGGUAAUGGAGUCUUUCUUGUAUUAAUGGUAUUCUUUUCUCUUUUUUUGUUAAUGUGUGUCUAUUUUCCCCUUUGCUUUUGAUUAAUGAUUUAUUAAUACUUUAUGGUUUUCUAGUUUAUUUCAAUUUUGAUAACCUCAUUGAUGGGAGGAAAAUGAAAGUGUAACAUUUAUUUCAAAAAAAAGUGUUAAAUUUGUAUUUAUUUGAAAGCUAAAAAUAUUUAUGCCUUUAAUUAUAAGUGUACAGUUUUCAAUAUUCCUUGUAUAUGUAAGAUGUGAACACUUUUUAAAAGUGUUUCUCAUGUCAGAAGUAUUGAAUCAUAAGCUAAACAGUGUGAGCAUUCCAAUGUCAUUUCCUCCCUUUCAGUCCUAGAUAACUGUAUGUUAAUUAGGAAGGAAAUGGGAUUUUAUCAAGUAAAUCUGGGAUGGUAGCCAUAUUCUGACAUGAAAACAGUUUUUCUUUGUGAGAACAUCUCAUUUAUUUAUCCCAUUUUAUUGUCCUGAUCUAUUUAUCAGAAUGACUUGUUUGUUGAACAUCUUUGAUGAGAGAAUGGAUCUCUGUAUGUUUUAUUCUAGUACUGUAAACACGUCACUCACUAGAAUCAUUUUCUUUAUAUCAAACUACACUGAAUAGCCAAAAUACAUAUGUGAAAUGCAUCUUUUGAAGGAAAGAUUUAAGGUUACAUAAUUUUCUUUCCAUGGAAGUAUUUAUGGGGGGAAAACGAUUUUCACAGCGAUUAGGAGAACAGGUAAAAACUCUUAUGACAAGUUACAAAAUAAAUCCAAUUUUCAACAGUUGUUGCCAGCUUUCAUAUCAUGAUUCAGAGCCUAUUCAUGUGCAUCUUUCUGAUUUUUUUUUUUUUUUACUGUAUGAAAGCAUAAAGCAUGUGUGAAUGAGAUAUUUUUGUUUGUUUUAAUCCAGAUAUUACAAUUGUGACAGAGUUCAGUAUGAUUUCAAUGUUAAUUGGCCACUUUUGAGAAAAUUGCUUUUGUGGAAACAUAUUUACUGAAGGUUGAAAUGUGCUAAAUGUACUUUCAUUCAACAUAUGUAAAAGUGCAUAAUUUCAAAAUGUACAAAGAUUUAGAAGUAAAUAUUUUUAAUAUUAUAAUGAGCAGUUUGGGUUUGUUUUCAAGGAAGGUACUGCCAUUCAUGGUUGUGACAAGAAUUCAUAAGUUGAUUUGGAAAAAGUUUGUUAAUGAUUGGACAUAGCAUAGAAAAAUGGAAAGAUAAAAAGCAUUGUUAAUGGAUGGUCGUUCUUAGUAAUACUUAAGGUUAUAUCAAUGUUACAUGUAUAUUAACUUGGGAGCAAUGAACUUCUUGCCUCUUGGGAGCAAGCAGGCUUGUUAUUUGAUAUGAUUUAUGUAACAUUCACUAUUCUUCAGUCAACAAAUAAAAUAUGAUAAAUUUUUCA